CAACUGAGACACAGAGGAGUGCAGACACCAUUUGAUCCGUGCUGUGCAUCUGGAUUGAGAGCAGUCUGGAAUUCUUCCUGUAAAAUGAGCCUGCUGCAAACAAGCUCCCCCAUCAACUUCAGCACCACAGCUGGAUAUGAAGACCAAAAUACCAGGAAUGGCAGCCAGUGUCUUCCUGAAAAAAUGGGGGAAUGGAUUUUCACUGUGUUUCCUGUCUACAUCGUGCUCAUCUCAGUCUUUGGGAUUGUGAUGAAUGUGUUUGUCCUGGCGGUUUUCUGCCUCCACAGGAAGGCCUGCACUGUGGCUGAGAUCUACUUAAGCAACCUUGCUGUGGCUGACCUUGUUGUAGUUGCUCUUUUGCCCUUCUGGGCAGUCUACACAGCCAACCGCUUUGGUUGGCCUUUCUCUGCUCCCCUGUGUAUACUGGUCAACCUCUCCAUCAGCAUGAAUGCCCUCUGUAGCAUAAACUUCCUUGUCAUGAUCAGCAUAGAUCGCUAUUUGGCUCUGGUGCACCCACUAUCAGAUACAAAAAUGCGCAGGCCAAGAUAUGCUAAACUUUGCUGUGUGCUGAUGUGGUGCAUUGGUUUGCUGAUGAGUGUGCCUCAAAUGUACAGAAAGAUUGAAUAUAUAAGCAGUUCAAAUAAAACACUGUGCUCUGUUGUCUUCCCAGACGAAAACGCAUUGAAAGUGUAUGAAGUGUUCCUGACCAUGCUCAACUUUAUCAUCCCCGUUUCUAUUAUCUCCUUCUGCACCGCCAUGAUAGUUCGAGUUCUGAAUAAACGGAUAAGCGCCAAGAAAAAAGAACUGAAGGCCAGCACUCUGAUGUUCACAGUCCUGGUGGCGUUCCUGAUCUGCUGGGUGCCAUUCCAUGUGGUUAGGAUUAUGGGCUUACUUGAGAGAUAUGGAGGCACUGGGUACUAUGGCCUGUGUGUUUUAGACACCUGGAGGCAGAUCUGCAUCAACUUAGCCUUCUUCAACAGUGUUCUCAACCCUGGCCUGUAUGUCGUCGUAGGACAGAAUUUCCGGAGGAAAGUCAGGGAAAUGUUCAACCAAUGGCACAAGAGAAUGAACUCCACCAUCAUAUCCAGAACGAUGCAUACGAGUAUUAGACUCGAAAGGGAGUCACGCUUAAGCCGCGCAAAGACUGAGGGCUUGGGGGCUUGACUUGGAUUCAUUUAAUUCUGUUGCACUGCCAGUAACAGCCACGUGUCAUUCCCUCACAUCACCUGUAACCCACCACAUCUGAAGCAUUGCACACAGUGCACACAUGAUGGAGCUGAUCGCCUGAGAUACUGAAGGUUCAAGAGGAGUACUUUUCCUUUCAAAAGCCCUGUAUUAAUGUCACACACAGUAUACUGUCAUUAUUUCCAGUUUCCCCCACUUUACUGUUCUUUCCCCUACUUCAUGCACACAGCCUUUCACAGUUACAGCAGAUGAAAUAACAGGAGGAACUCUUUUGGGAAAUAGAGGAGUAAUAAGUCAGCAUCUGCUGUAAUUUUUAACCUCUUAGACCGGUGUUGUCAUGACAUGUCAUGACAAGAGGAGACAUUUCUUAUUCAAAGGUAAAUAACUUUUGAACCGCAGAUCAUAGCCACUUACUUGUUUUGUCCUCUAAAAAUCCCUCCCUUGUGCCAUUCUAAUGACACUAUCCAUGCCUUCGUAGCAGUUACGGAAAUUUUUCCAGUGACCCUGGUACUUGGCUGACUUUCUGGUGUCUUUAAAAAUUUAAUCCACACAAGUAACUUCGAUAUUGGACGUCUUUUAAUCCAUUUAAAAUCAAUUUUUCGAUCAUUCCUGCAGCUAGCAGGUUAGCUUGGCUUCAUAUUGUCUGUUUGUAUCCCAGAAUGCAUUGUGACUGGGCUGUGACAACCAAUGGCAGGCUGUCUGGUCAUCACGUCACGUUUUGCCGAGCAGCCCAUGUGCACAGCCGUUAAAAUGAGAGGAGAGAGCCUGGAUGACUCACGAUGAGAGAAAAAAGACACAGAGGAGCUGUGAGUCACUGCAGACAGAAACAGUAUUAAAUGACUCAAAUUCCCAGGAGUGUAUGGACAGUUUUUGUAGCAAUGUAAAUAUAUAUAUAUAUAUAUAUUCUUUUUAGAUUUUUAUUUUUGGGCAUUUAGUAGAGAGGGGGACAGUGGAUAGAGUCGGAAACAGGGUCAAGAGUGGGGGAGAAACA
Messenger RNA from Cheilinus undulatus (humphead wrasse), 2176 nucleotides. RefSeq names its product B2 bradykinin receptor-like. Bases 85 to 1164 code for a protein of 359 amino acids. Lineage: Eukaryota; Metazoa; Chordata; Actinopteri; Labriformes; Labridae. Gene Ontology annotation, cellular component: membrane. The record is from RefSeq and is a predicted model, not a curated record. Gene Ontology annotation, molecular function: bradykinin receptor activity. Gene Ontology annotation, biological process: G protein-coupled receptor signaling pathway; neutrophil chemotaxis; immune response. The transcript is spliced from 2 exons.